AUGACUCGCUCGCAGCUGGUGACGGUCCCGCAGCUGCUCGAGGCUGUCCGGAGUGGAAGCAAUGUGGUGGGACUGGGAUCGCUGGCGGUGACGAGGUCGAGGGAGUCUACCUAUGGAGACUUUUCGUACACGUACUUUCAGUCUGGCUUGGACGUCCUCACCAGGAGAAAGGAUGAGGAGACGGAUCUGUUCCUCUUCUUUGCGCCCUUCUCCUUCUUCCUCUGGCUCUCCAUCAUCGUCACCCUCUACUUCUCCGGCCACGUCAUCUGGUUCCUUGAGCGCAACUACCAGCCGACUGAGUUCCCGCGGACGUACUGGGCUGGAGUCAACGAGGGCGUGUGGUACUGUUGGGGCAUCCUCACCGGGACCGGUACCAAAGAUCUUAUCGGCUUUCCCUCGCGCAUGUACUCGGUCGGCUGGUCCACCCUCUCGGUCAUCAUGGUGGCGGCGUACACGGCCAACCUGGCAACCAUUCUCACAGUCCGCCAGCUGCAGACCGACAUCUCGUCGUUCCAGGAGCUGGGCGGUAAGACUGUGGGCGUGGUGUUUGGAACAACCGGCGAGGCCUUUGUCCAGUCUGCGCUGCCUAAUGCCAACGCCCGGGUCUUCACCUCGAUCGAGGAGGCGUUCACCGAGCUCGACCGAGGCAAUCUCGACGCAGUCAUCCAUGAUGCGCCGGUCUUGCUCUACCUCAAGAUCCUCCUCGACACUGGCGACAAGCUGCAGCUUCUGGGCAACCAGCUGUCGGACGAGCAGUACGCACUGCUUCUCCCGUCGGGUGACGAGGCGCUGCGGACGGAAAUCAACUCGAUCCUGCUCCUGCUGCAGGAGAACGGGUUCCUCGACUCGCUCUACCGCAAGUGGUUCAACCAGGUCGAGAAGCCAGACGACGCCUUUAUCUCUGAGCAUCCGCAGGCGCUCUCGUUCCUUGCCAUCUCGGGCAUGUACAUCACGCUUGCCUGUGCCCUCGUCAUCGCCAUCAUCACCUACUGCUGCUUGCGUGCCCGCAAGUGGAUUUAGCCGCUACAUAAAGCAACGCACGACACGUC
Molecule: messenger RNA, 1049 nt
Organism: Thecamonas trahens ATCC 50062
Lineage: Eukaryota; Apusomonadida; Apusomonadidae
Exons: 2
Coding region: 1-1020 (339 amino acids)
Cellular component (GO): plasma membrane
Molecular function (GO): signaling receptor activity; ligand-gated monoatomic ion channel activity
Source: RefSeq, a predicted model, not a curated record